Molecule: messenger RNA, 1620 nt
Organism: Episyrphus balteatus (marmalade hoverfly)
Lineage: Eukaryota; Metazoa; Arthropoda; Insecta; Diptera; Syrphidae
Product: cyclin-L1
Exons: 4
Coding region: 138-1562 (474 amino acids)
Biological process (GO): regulation of transcription by RNA polymerase II
Cellular component (GO): nucleus
Molecular function (GO): cyclin-dependent protein serine/threonine kinase regulator activity
Source: RefSeq, a predicted model, not a curated record
AGCUUGUCAUCUACUACAGCGUGAAAUUUUUUUUUGACAACCAUUUUUAUCUCGAACCAAAUGCAGUGAAUUAAAAUAUAAAAAUUUCUAAAAUUUUAACAAAUUAAUGAAAAAAUUUAAUUAAAAACCCAUUUUAAAUGGUUGCCCAAGAAGUCGCCGAUGCAAACAAAGCAAUGGCUGCAGCAACAAAACCAGCCUUCCCACGACUUUUUAACAAAAUUGUUCUCACUUUAGAGAAUAGUUUAAUUCCCGAAGCCAAACUCGAUGCUACACCCUCACAAGUCGAUGGCUUGGACAAAGAAACUGAAAAAGAUUUAAGAAUUCUAGGAUGUGAGCUAAUACAAACUGCAGGCAUUCUGUUGAAUUUGCCUCAAGUGGCAAUGGCAACGGGUCAAGUGAUUUUCCAGCGAUUUUUCUAUUCGAAAAGUUUUGUACGUCACAAUAUGGAAACUGUGGCCAUGAGUUGUGUUUGUUUGGCAUCGAAAAUCGAAGAAGCUCCUCGUCGAAUUCGAGAUGUUAUUAAUGUUUUCCAUCACAUUAAACAAGUUCGUGUACAAAAGGACAUUACACCAAUUAUACUCGAUCAAUUCUAUACCAAUUUAAAGAAUCAAGUUAUCAAAGCUGAGCGUAGAGUUCUUAAGGAAUUGGGUUUUUGUGUGCAUGUUAAACAUCCACAUAAACUAAUUGUCAUGUACUUGCAAGUGUUGAAGUAUGAGAAACAUGAGAAAAUGAUGCAAAUUUCAUGGAAUUUCAUGAAUGACUCAUUGAGAACGGAUGUUUUUAUGCGUUAUCAACCCGAAACUAUUGCCUGUGCUUGCAUCUAUUUGAGCGCUAGAAAAUUGGGUAUUGCUUUGCCAUCGAAUCCAUCGUGGUAUGGAAUUUUUAAAAUUCCCGAAGAAGACAUUAUUGAUAUUUGCUAUCGCAUCAUGGAACUUUAUAAGAGGCCAAAGCCCAAUGUAGAAAAACUUGAGAGCGCUGUAGAAGAACUAAAAAAAAAAUACAUGGAAUCACGGAAUAAGAAAGCAGAUCAAAACACACCACCAGCGGUGACUACGGUCGACCGCAAAGAUACUUCCCAUAAUGCAUGGGGAGGUUUCAUACAACGAACUAUUCCCUUGCCAGUUCCAUCUGAUGCCAAAUCACCUGACAAACGCUCUCGGUCUAGAUCAAGAAGCCGUUCUCGAAGUCGAUCAAAAAGUCAUUCCAGAUCACGGUCACGAACACCAUCGCCAGAUUACAAGAGUCGAUCAUCGAAGAAGGGCCAUCACAGGUCUAGAACACCGGUUAAGAGCAGCAAAAAGAAAUCACGUCAUUACUCACGAUCGCCGUCAUCGUCGCCGCAUUCUAAACAUCGAAAAAGGAAAUCAUCAAGAGAUCGUGAACGUUCGGAUUACUAUGCAGACAGAAAGGAUCGGGACAAGUAUAGAGACCGUGAUCGUGAUCGUCGUGAAAAAGAUCGCUCCUCUAAGCACCAUUCUAGGUAUUCGGGUGGUAGCCGAGGUUCUCGCAGCACAGGCAGCAGUAACAAGAGACGUGAUCGUUCCCGCGAAAGAAAACGCUAAAUUUUAAUUCAAACUUAAAUUAAUAUAUAAAAAAAAAUAAACUAUUAAAUGUACAAGA